Erinaceus europaeus (western European hedgehog) is the source of this 978-nucleotide messenger RNA. It is a transcript of the gene COMMD5, whose product is annotated as COMM domain containing 5. Gene Ontology annotation, cellular component: nucleus. The record is from RefSeq and is a predicted model, not a curated record. The transcript is spliced from 2 exons. The coding region runs from base 138 to 812 and encodes 224 amino acids. NCBI's taxonomy places the organism in Eukaryota, Metazoa, Chordata, Mammalia, Eulipotyphla, Erinaceidae.
GUCCAGCGGUAAGUCUGGUCCACUUCCGGGUGCCAGGCCUACUUCCGGCAGCCGCGGUACACUGAAAUCUGCAGGCUGGUCUCUUCUGAACCACUCUCCAGGCAUCUGGGUGACUGAACAAAGAGGAGGAAGCUGCAAUGUCUGCCGCAGGCGUGGCAGUUCCAUACCUACACCAUCCUGGUGACAGUCACAGUGGCCGGGUGAGUUUCCUGGGGGCCCAGCUUGCUCCAGAGGUGGCAGCAAUGGCCCGGCACCUGGGGGACCUGGACAGGGGCACGUUCAGAAAGCUGUUGAAGUUGGUGGUCAGUGGCUUUCAGGGCGAGGACUGCCGGGAGGCUGUGCAGCGGCUCAGGGCCAGCACCGACCUGUCAGAGGAGCGGCUGGGUUCCCUGCUUGCAGGCACACACACACUGCUCCAGCAGGCCCUCCGGCUGCCCCCAGCCAGCCUGAAACCCGAUGCCUUCAAGGAUCAGCUCCAGGAGCUCUGCAUUCCCCAAGACAUGGUGGCAGACUUGGCUAGCGUGGUGUUUGGAAGCCAGAGGCCCCUCCUCGAGUCUGUGGCCAGGCAGCAGGGGGCGCAGCUGCCCCAUUUAGCUGACAUCCGGUGGCGGGUGGACGUGGCCAUCUCCACCAGCACCUUGGCCCGAUCCCUGCAGCCAAGCGUCCUGAUGCAGCUGAAACUAUCUGAUGGGUCAGCGCACCGCUUUGAGGUUCCAGUGACCAAGUUCCAGGAGCUGCGGUACAAUGUGGCCCUGGUCCUGAAGGAGAUGGCUGACCUGGAGAAGAGGUGCGAGCGCAGACUGCAAGACUGACUGGGGCUUGCCAUUCUCCUCUGAGGCCCACACACAUCCCUUGUCCCCAGAGCACAGCCCACCUUUUUUAGGGGGCUCUGUGAAGUAACCAUGUUACACUGGGAAAAGAAACAAUUAGCUUUUUUUUUUUUUUUUUUUUACACAAGUAAAGCAGCUAUUAAAAAGA